UCGGAAGCUGAGCCCUUAGAAAAACCAGGCUCGCUUAGUGUGCACUGGCCGACUGGAGAGGCAGGCGAGGCAGUGUGGCUCUCGCUGGCUACUGGGGAGCGAGUGGUGCAUCCCAGUCCUUAAUGCCGGCUCUGAGCACCCGAGUUUAGAGUCCCAGCAUUUCCUCACGGCAUCGCACCUAAUUUCUGAGCACUUCGUGUGUAAGAGACCAAGGUGGUGGCCCUCGUGAGCACCCUAGUCCGGGCGACAGACGAGCCGGGCGAUGAGUGAGAAGCUGGACACGGAAGUUCAGGAGCACAUGGAGGACUGCGGCCCAGAGGCCAGUGCAGAACACAGCCCUGGAGUCCCAGAAAGUAAAGAAGAGAAAGAGGGGCCUGCACCAGCUGCAGAGUCCGGAACUCAGCCUGGGCUCUACAGCUACAUAAGGGAUGACCUGUUCACCUCAGAGAUCUUUAAAUUGGAGCUGCAAAAUGUGCCUCGCCAUGCCAGCUUUAGCGACGUCCGGCGCUUUUUGGGCCGUUUUGGCCUACAGUCCCACAAAAUCAAACUCUUCGGACAACCACCAUGUGCCUUUGUAACAUUUCGCAGCGCUGCUGAACGAGACAAGGCCUUACGAGUGCUGCACGGUGCUCUCUGGAAAGGACGUCCACUCAGCGUGCGCCUUGCUCGACCCAAGGCUGAUCCCAUGGCUAGGAAGAGGCGGCAGGAAGGUGAUAGUGAGCCUUCAGCAACGCAGAUUGCCGAUGUGGUGACCCCUCUUUGGAGAGUGCCCUACUCUGAGCAGUUGGAGCAGAAGCGGCUGGAAUGUGAACGGGUGCUACAGAAACUGGCCAAGGAAAUUGGGAGUACUAACCGCGCCCUGCUACCCUGGCUGCUCACACAGAGACAACAGCACAAUAAGGCUUGUUGCCCAUUGGAGGGAGUCAAGCCAUCACCCCAGCAGACUGAAUAUCGUAAUAAGUGUGAGUUUCUGGUCGGAGUUGGGGUAGACGGCGAAGACAACACCGUUGGCUGCCGGCUUGGCAAGUACAAGGGUGGAACGUGUGCCGUGGCAGCCCCCUUGGACACCGUGCACAUUCCAGAGGCCACCAAGCAGGUGGUGAAGGCCUUCCAGGAAUUCAUUCGGUCCACCCCAUACUCGGCAUACGACCCUGAGACAUAUGCGGGCCACUGGAAGCAGCUGACUGUUCGUACCAGCCGCAGAGGCCAGGCCAUGGCCAUUGCCUACUUCCACCCCCAGAAACUGAGCUCGGAGGAAAUGGCAGGGCUGAAGGCCUCACUUGUGUACUACUUCAUGGAAGGGCCAGGCAAGGCCAGUGGGGUGACCUGCCUCUACUUUGUGGAGGAAGGACAGAGGAAGACUCCCAGCCAGGAAGGCCUGCCCCUGGAGCAUAUGGCUGGUGACCAGUGCAUCCAGGAAGACCUGCUGGGGCUGACCUUCCGCAUUUCCCCUCAAGCAUUCUUCCAGGUAAACACACCUGCAGCUGAAGUGCUCUACACAGUUAUCCAGGAAUGGGCUCAGCUGGACGGGGGCAGUACCGUGCUGGAUGUGUGCUGUGGCACUGGCACCAUAGGCCUGGCUCUGGCACCGAAGGUAAAGAGAGUCAUCGGGAUUGAGCUGUGCCAGGAGGCUGUGGAGGAUGCCCGUGUGAAUGCUCUCACCAAUGAGUUGAGCAACGUUGAGUUCCACUGCGGCAGGGCUGAAGAUCUUGUGCCAGGCUUGGUGAGCAGACUGUCUUCCCAACGACUUGUAGCUGUCCUAGACCCACCACGGGCUGGACUACAUUCCAAAGUGAUUCUGGCCAUUCGUAGAGCUGAGAAUAUCAAGCGACUCCUGUAUGUUUCCUGCAAUCCCCGGGCAGCCAUGGGCAACUUUGUGGACCUCUGCAGGGCCCCAUCUAACCGAGUAAAAGGCAUUCCAUUCCACCCAGUCAAGGCUGUGGCCGUGGACCUGUUCCCACAAACUCCACACUGUGAGAUGCUUAUACUGUUUGAGAGGAUGGACCAAUACCCUAAUAGCACAGGAGCCUUGGGGCAUCAAGACUCUGAAAGCCCAAGAAAUACUCCUGAUACCACCUCACAGGAAACGGAGACUUCCCUCUCAUCCUAGGUUCUGGGAACUGCAGAAGUAGACAAAAGCUGGGAACUCCUUAUGGCUCCCUGCUAAGCAGAGGCAUGAGGCCUACCUAGCUGUUAUUAUGAACACUGUAUCCUGUAAUGGGGCAGCCAGAAUCUAGAAUAAAUACUGAUUUACUGAUGGUUUUGUGAGAGCCAGAGCCUUGACUCAUUCCUACUUGCCACAAGCUUCACUGUGCUUAAAGGAAUGCCAGGGCUCUCUUCAAUUUAGUCACCGACAGAGCAGGUUUUAGGGCCAAACACCAAAUAUUCCAGGUGAGUGAGCACUGAGAAUGGCCCCUGCAGGUAGUGACUGCUGAACACCCCUCUAUGCAGAGUUUGCAUGAGGUUAACUUGUGUACGCCAUGGCACUUCCUAGCCGGUUGAAGAUCCACAAUCAUCCAAUACUCUCAUCAGAAAAAAAGAAACCAGCCAUUCCUGUUUGGUCAAUUUUAUGUGUUCAGACCAUCGGGGUAUACCCUACAGCCAUGGCCAGCAUCUGCACAGGCUCCCAGCAUUGUAGCAUGGCUGCUGUACCUUAAAAAUUCACCUGCCUGUAAGAGACAGGCAAAUGGGACUAUAGAGAGAUCACCAUGCCCAUGUGCUCAAGGCUUUCUCAAUAGCAAAUCUGUUUUAAGGGUGAUGGUCAGUCAAAGGCUGAUUACAACUAUGAAUGAGAGGCAAGAAAGAAGAAAUCAGGUGUUCAACUCUAGCAACUUGAUUUGGAGGAUUCUUUUUGCUUAGAUUAACACAGAAGUUAACUGCUGCACACAGAUAAUGGGGGGAGAAAUAUAGUAUUGGGAUAGCUGUUAUCCCAUCUUUGUGAUAACACACACCAUCCAUAUAUCUUCAGGUACAGGGUUCUCAACAUACCUCUACUCAAUACCCAUCUCCAUGACUAGCCAGAGAGCAUGGGUAGACAAAAACUAAAUCUGACAUCAG
Microtus ochrogaster (prairie vole) is the source of this 3057-nucleotide messenger RNA. It is a transcript of the gene Trmt2a, whose product is annotated as tRNA methyltransferase 2A. Gene Ontology annotation, molecular function: RNA methyltransferase activity; RNA binding. The record is from RefSeq and is a predicted model, not a curated record. Gene Ontology annotation, biological process: RNA processing. NCBI's taxonomy places the organism in Eukaryota, Metazoa, Chordata, Mammalia, Rodentia, Cricetidae.